Messenger RNA from Amphibalanus amphitrite, 4030 nucleotides. Its product is annotated as mitochondrial uncoupling protein 4-like. NCBI's taxonomy places the organism in Eukaryota, Metazoa, Arthropoda, Thecostraca, Balanomorpha, Balanidae. The transcript has 8 exons. The record is from RefSeq and is a predicted model, not a curated record. The coding region runs from base 253 to 1182 and encodes 309 amino acids. Gene Ontology annotation, biological process: response to cold.
UUCACCUCGCAAGGGCAACUUUCUAUUUAUAUUCUGAUUGCUGUUGAUUGAUAUCCUUUUCCCGGUUAUGAAAUGAUUGUCCUCUGAGUUGCAUGCUCGAAAAAUACUUAAACAGAAUAUUUAUCCAUGCUUUUAUCAUUCUGAACAAAGCACGCCAAACAGAAGACCCCUUGCCCUUGUCAUUUAAAAUAUUCGACACAUCUCAUCGCUACUCGGAGCUGUUCUUCGAAAGGUCUUCGAAAGGCUGCCGAGAUGGCCGUCACUAAGAUAGUGGAUGUCGGCACUGCGGAUGCCGUCUGGUUCAAAUACCUCCUCUCCUGUAUAGCAGCGUCCUGCGCGGAGUUCGCGACCUACCCGCUGGAUCUGACAAAGACCCGGCUGCAGAUUCAGGGCGAGUCGGCCGAUAGCAAGGUGCCGUACCGCGGUCUGUUCAGGACCGGUCUCGGAGUGGUUCGAGAGGAGGGUAUACUCUGUCUGUGGCAGGGUAUUACCCCCGCCGUCUUCCGACAUGUCAUCUACACCGGUGUGAGGAUGAACGGAUACGAGUGGAUGAGAAACCAAGUCCGUGAGGAGGGCGCCUCGCUGCCCGUGUGGCAGGCGGCGUUAGGGGGCCUGCUGGCUGGAGGUACCGGACAGCUACUCGCCUCGCCGGCUGACCUCGUCAAAGUUCAGAUGCAGAUGGAGGGACGGCGGCGACUGCUCGGACAAAAGCCCAGAGUGCUGAGUGCGCGGCACGCGUUCCAGCGUAUUAUCAGCGAGGGCGGUGUCCGCAGCUUAUGGAAGGGCUGUGUUCCCAACGUACAGCGCUCGGCACUCGUCAACCUCGGCGAUCUCACCACCUAUGACUCUGUCAAGGGCCGUCUGGUCAGAAAUACGUCACUGGGGGACAACCAUCUGACGCAUUUUCUGGCUAGCGCGUGCUCGGGUCUGGUCUCUGCGACACUGGGCACGCCGGCCGACGUGGUCAAGACCCGUGUCAUGAACCAACCCACCGACCAUCAUGGGAGGGGUCUUCUGUACCGGAACUCGAUCGACUGUUUCAUCCACCUGGUGCGUUCCGAGGGCCUCCUGGCCAUGUACAAAGGCUUCCUGCCCUGCUGGAUGCGCAUGGCCCCCUGGAGCCUCACCUUCUGGUUCACCUAUGAGAACAUGCGGAAGUUCUUCGGCACGCCCACCUUCUAGCAGAACGCUCAUGACGUAUGGACGGAGAGCCAGGACCAUAGAGGACGCUGGAGAAGCGAACCGGUGAUAAGAGAGGAUGAGGGGAUGGCAGGGAGUGGCAGAUAAGUGAGUGAGUGAUGCAAUGAAGAAAGAAAGGCGGCUGGUGGAAGGACAGUAUGACACAGACGCCAUUUGGCCAGGGUCUUGUGGUGUCAUCUGGUGUUGAGAGCGGGAGGCUUUGUCCCUUAGCGAGAGGCUUGGAGGUCAGUCUGUAGCCGACGAGAGUUCCUCGCACCGCCAAACCAGCAGGAAGGCCAACAGGAGCAGAGACCAGUGAGGGAUGUGAGGGAGACGCGAAGUUUCAGAGGUAGAGAUUGCAGGGACGAGAGAUCAGCGGACGUUCUGACUGGCAAGGAGCCUGUGUUUGCGUUCGAUGGCACAUUACGCACAUAUCCAGUUAUCAGCAGGCGACCAAGAACUGAGAGCCGAGCAGGAGCACUUCGCCGUCGUGUUGUUCGCUAUUCUGGGCGGUGGUUUAUCGUUGUGAACGAGAGGUCAGGUCAGCUCAGGUCAGCCUGAGGUCAGGUCAGUCUAGACGAAAGUCGGCCAGAAAACGGGAAGGGCAAACUGGAAGGCGAAAGUAAGCCCCCGGGCAGAAAAUUGCCCUGAAGCCAGUCUUAUGCCAGAAGAGGCUAUGCUCUUGGAACGAUCGUUAGUGGAUGGUGACCGGUUGGGUGUGGUUAUGGAUCUUAUUGUGAGCCGCUGUGACAAACUCACACGCACGGCACGACCAUUUGAGAUCUUAUCCACGGACCAUGUACUGUUUAUUCAUAUCGAUUGAUGUCAGUACAUUGGGACUUAUUCGCGUGUGAUCAAUUCACCGGAAAGAAUUCGGUGCUGUGUGAUAGUCGGUGGGGUUGGCGAAAAGCUCGUGCAUAAUUGGAUUCGCGACCUCGCGUAGGAAGUUGGACGCUGGUGAGCGAAAUGGCCAGAGCAGAGAGCACUUUUUGUAGUGUAUUGAAUGCGACAUGACUUUUGAACUUGGGACUCAAUCGGUCAUGCUUUUGGGGCUGAUAACCAUUUUUCUGUAGUUCCUCACAUCAGUUAUUUUGUGUAGCUCUCACAUUGCCUAUUUUUCUGUGGUUCUUCAAAUUAGUGUUGUACAGACCCCCUGUUGACUGAAGGCGCCCCAUUAUCAAUUAUUAAGUGCAUAUGGAAUUAACGAGCUCCAUCCCAUUAAUUCCAAUAGGGCUGCUGACAAAUGACCAUUAAGUAGAGGCUAUAGAGUAUGCUCAUUUAAGUUUGACCUUAGCACUAAUGUCAAUCGAUCUACGAAAGUUUAUGGUCAUAACUAACCCGACUGUUGUUGUGAACGAUAAUGUAUGCGAAGCGAGGACCUUGACACGAUUUUUGAUUAGGUGCUGACGCGAUCAACUCGAUUCGUGGCCAUCAAUUCUAGUUGGCCAUUCUUUCAUUGUUUGUAGCUUGUGUUUUUUGGCAUUUAAUCUUCGGUAUGAAGUUUAAUUCAAUAGUUUCAGUUGUCUUUUCAAAGUAUCAAGUAUCGCAACACGGACCCACCUAUUGAUGUGUGAAUGCAUGACGUGUCGAUGGCUCUUAUAGAGUCUUUAAAGCCCGGUGUGAUUGAUGACGCAAGAAAUUGAGAAAAGUUAACGUCACUGAGUUGGAUGUUCGUAUGUAAUUGAUGUUGGCAUCGAACUGCCGUUUGAAAGCGCUGCCGUUUAACCGAAGUGGAUAGGGCCGGGGUUCGCCUCACUAACACUAACCCUAUGGUGUGGAUAGAUAGGACAGUAUUACACUCACUUAGCUCAAGUUUAGCUCUCAGGGUAGAUCGCCGAAAGGAACACUCGCUGGCGUGGGGGGGAUGGGAACUCACGGCGUCCCGCUCGGCUCCUUGGACUUUUCACCGGAGUAAAGGUGCCUCUGGUGGAAGGAAACUCACUCGAGAAGGGGCGCGGAUAUCAGGUGGGAACGGUUGGGUGUGAUGUCCGUGAAAAUUUAGCGAGAUGUAACCGUGAUAUCACCAUAGUUUCUUACGCAUAUUUGCCGGUGUUUGGUGUAAGUGUCGUGGUGGUGGGCCCUUUGCCGGUGUUAGGAUGAAUGUUUUGCUGUUACGACUUACGGCGAACUCUGAUGUAAUGUGAGGCGGUGGCAUGACUUGAAAUUCGAGUAACGCACACGUCGACACGUAUGGAGAGGUGUUGUUCACUAGUUAUGUAGUCGUUCAUUGAAUGGUAUUAAAAAUGGAACCUGUGUAAAUGAAAUCCGUACUGCGUACGCACAGUGAAUGUGCUUUAGUUGCGAUAUGUGUUAGCGUUCUUUUAUUUCACCUUACUAAAUUACACCAGUGAUUAAUCUAUAAAGUUGCGCCUGUUGGGAGUCGAACCCGGGACCACCGUUGUGGAUGUGCGCCCUCUUACGUGCCAUGUUACUCCCGAAUGCCCCCUUAGCAUGGGGCUUUGCGACUCGGUCGCCCCCCGCGCCCCGGAUCGUCCGUUGAUGUCUUGUGCCGUGACUUCAGCCCUCAGCGGAGCACAAUUUCUCGUCGAUCCUGUGAAAUAAUGCAGAUCUAGUGAGGCCGUGACACUUGCGGUUGUCGCAUGUCGGUGUGUCGCCCGGAAUAAUAUGUAUUUUGUGGUACUGAGCGUCUACAUUAGUAGGGGAAGGGUAGCCAUGUAUUAGUAUGAAUGUCGUGGGGAGCGCACGCCCCAGUGAUGUAAAUUAGUGGAGAGAGAUACCAGUGAGGUAUGGGAUCUGAAAAUCGUGCUGUUUUAUAGCACGCUAUUGAUGGCGCCGCGAAAAUGCAUGGCUGUUGUUCGAACAUGGUGCAAUAAAUUGUGGUGUGAUAGGA